UGCCUCUUAGAAGGGCACAUCAGUCGGCAAAAGGUUGAACUGGAAGCAUUAGCUCCGUCCGUCAGCCUUGUGGAGUGACAGUUUUUAUUUAUCGUUCUACGGAUUUUAAAGUUUUAAUAACAGAAAACGAAUAAACAAAUUCUACCUGCGUGGAUCGAAAUAUAAACUGACUGAAACAUGAAAGGGAUAGAAACCUUAAGUCCACGCAAAAAGAGGUCUCGCGAGGAUUCCUCUUCUGGAAGCAACAAUUCCACGAUUGUGCCAUGGACUAAUCUGCCUUACUUGGAGCACUGCGAAGCCCACAUCCAGUUUGUUCCAACUGCGAUAAAUUAUUCUAAGAAACAAGAGAAUAAUGUUCGGAAAAUCCAACAGCUUUCCAAGACGAAACGUGGAUUAAAGGAAGUAAUACCUACGUCUUCAGCAAGAGCCUUCUCUAAGAAACAAGGGGCGAGCGACAAAAAGUUGGAGGAAGACGACGACGAUGAUGUGGUGGAUCCUUCUCCGGACAUCCCGACUGCGGGGAUCCGGGCGCUGAAGCCGUGGAUGCGGUACACCAAGAUAUCCGUCCUGUUCCUGGUGUGGCUAGUGUUUACGGUUGUGCUGAUAAUGAAAUGUGAGAAAGAGAGCAAGAUGCAUCAAAUUUCCAUUCCAGAGGGAAACAUUAAAAGCUACUGGCUGAAGGAACACCCCACGAACCGAAAAUUGGAACUGGCGCUACGCGGUGCCUUCCUACCCGCCUACUACGGCAACAUGUCUACCAAGUUCCUCUCGGUGUGGAUACAACUGGUUGAAGUCGCCCCUGGUUUCCAGACAGUGGCCAAUCUGUCUGCUUACAACGGAGACAAUAUAAUCCUUGUCAUGAACGUCAGUGAGAUCUGGGAGAUACCAAUUGUUUCCAAAGAGCUGUUAGAUGAUGUGCCGGAUGUCGUCAACAAAAAAGUGUUCAGUAUGAAGGACUUCGACGUCAGGCUAGUACCUCGGAGCAUAAUGCGCAUACAGAUGAAGACCAACAUGGAGGCCAGUUUCCCAACUGCCGUUUACUGUGAUCUGUCACCCAUUGACACUGACAGCGGCAUCGUGUACGCCGCCAUUGUGCUCCUGGGACUCUACGUCCUAAUUAUUCUGGAGAUCGUGCACAGGACACUGGCCGCAAUGCUAGCGUCCACCAUGUCUGUGGCGAUCCUGGCGGCCUUGAACGAGAGGCCGACGACGGCGGAACUGAUCUCGUGGAUCGACGUAGAGACUUUGCUUCUGCUGUUCUCCAUGAUGAUGAUGGUGGCUAUCCUUUCAGAGACCGGCAUCUUCGACUACAUGGCUGUCUACGCUUAUAAGAUAACAAACGGAAGGGUGUGGCCUCUGGUGAACACGCUGUGUCUGAUCACGACUUUCUUGUCCAUGCUGCUCGACAACGUCACAAUUGUCUUGUUGAUGACUCCAGUUACCAUCAGGUUGUGUGAAGUAGUGGAACUGAACCCGGUACCUGUCCUGAUGGCCAUAGUCAUCUACUCCAAUAUCGGCGGCAGCAUCACCCCUGUGGGGGAUCCUCCCAACGUCAUCAUCGCCUCCAACCAGGACGUGAUUGACUCUGGAGUGGACUUCAGCGUGUACACUCUGCACAUGGGCGUGGGCAUCUUGGCCGUCAUGGCCAUAACACACGUCUUCUUGCGGUUCAUGUUUCGAAACAUCAACACGCUCCGCUUUACGGAGCCACAAGACGUCAGAGAGUUACGUCAAGAGAUAGCAGUCUGGCAGAGGGCAGCAGCGUCACUGUCAUCCUACUCCAAAGACGAGGAUACAGUUCGAGCCUCGCUUUUGAAGAAAGUUCGUUGUCUUGUGCACGAACUGAAGCGAAAACUUGUGACUGGCAGCGUGGCGGUCGAUACAUACAAGGCAAACUUGGAGGAGCUUCGUGCAAGGUACCCUAUCCGCAACAAGGCGCUGCUGGCCAAGUCUGGGGUGUCCUUGGCCUUCGUGAUCAUAUUGUUCUUUCUACACUCCGUACCCAAUCUGAACCUGUCGUUGGGGUGGACAGCUCUGCACGGCGCACUGCUCCUGCUUCUCUUGGCGGAUGACGAGGAAAUGGAGGGUGUCCUGGCUCGCGUGGAGUGGGGGACGCUGUUGUUCUUCGCCUCGCUCUUCGUUCUCAUGGAGGCCUUGUCACGUCUGGGACUGAUCAGUUGGAUCGGGCGACAGACAGAGGCCGUCGUUCUCGCAGUCAACGAGGAGUCUCGGCUGGCCGUGGCCAUCUUGCUAAUCCUGUGGGUCUCAGCGUUCGCCUCAGCCUUCGUCGACAAUAUCCCACUCACCACCAUGAUGAUUCGAAUUGUCACCAACCUGAAUUUGGAGCUCGGUUUGCCACUGCAGCCCCUAGUAUGGGCACUGGCCUUCGGAGCAUGUCUUGGAGGAAACGGCACUCUCAUUGGCGCCUCCGCGAACGUGGUGUGUGCCGGAGUGGCUGAACAGCAUGGGUACAGGUUCACGUUCAUGCAGUUCUUCAAGGUUGGUUUUCCCGUGAUGUUGGUCAGCGUUGCUGUGACAUCGGUAUAUCUUAUGGUGUGUCAUGUGUCACUUCAGUGGCACUAAUAAAAGUUAUUUUAGUGUAAAAUUAUGUACAGUAUAGCUCUUGCUUAUCAGUUCAAUGUCAUGUUUCCAAAAAUGUAAAUAUUUAAUUAGUUUAGUUUAAUGGGUGUUUGUUCUAAUGAGAUUUCUUGUAUAAGAAAAUCCGGAUGUUUAUAUAAAUGCUAAGUUAAUAUAAUACAUAUUAUUAUUGUUAUCGUCGUCGUUGUCGUUGAUAUUAAAUAUAACUGAAAAAAUUAUUUCAAUAGAAACAUGAUCAUACAAACACACAGCAGUCAACAAUAAGAUAAUAUUUUAAUUUGCUAAAUGGGUUUCACAAACUAUUUGGAGAUCGUGAUAAUGUUUUACUGUACAUUCAUUGCACUGAAUAUUGUUUAUUACAAGAAAUUUUAAAUAACAAAUAUAUAAGUCAUGUUGCCAUUCCUCCUGAAAAGUGUAAUUGUGGAUUUGUAUCCAUUUCGCUAGACUGCUAUCUAUUAUAAAACCAGAUUUAGGAAGCAGAA
Zootermopsis nevadensis is the source of this 3080-nucleotide messenger RNA. RefSeq names its product OCA2 melanosomal transmembrane protein hoepel1 (gene hoe1). Gene Ontology annotation, cellular component: membrane. Gene Ontology annotation, biological process: transmembrane transport. Lineage: Eukaryota; Metazoa; Arthropoda; Insecta; Blattodea; Termopsidae. The record is from RefSeq and is a predicted model, not a curated record.